GUUUGGCGAGAGAGGGAGGGGCUGGCUCACUGCAACUGGACGGGAAGUGAUGUUACAUUGAUUGUGAAGAGGGUUAAUGCAACAAAUGGAUCGAAAGGAUUUUGUAAACCCAAAUUAUUGAGUUUUUUGUUGUUGUUGUUGUUGUUAAUCAACCAAUUAUCAUCGCUUUUGAGAGGGCGCUUCUACACGAAACACCAAUAAGAAAGUGACGCACAUACACUGGUGUUGUCUGGUUUUUCAGGUCUGAAAUAAGCACUCACUAUGUCUGAUGGGGACUAUGAUUACCUCAUCAAAUUCCUAGCCCUUGGUGAUUCUGGAGUGGGGAAAACCAGCUUUCUGUACCAGUACACAGACAAAAAGUUUAACUCCAAAUUCAUCACUACAGUGGGCAUUGAUUUCAGAGAAAAACGAGUGGUAUACAAAUCAAAUGGUCCAGAAGGGGCAGCAGGCAGAGGACAGAGGAUUCAUGUUCAGCUGUGGGACACGGCAGGGCAGGAGAGGUUUCGGAGUUUGACAACAGCUUUCUUCCGAGAUGCGAUGGGCUUCCUCCUCCUCUUUGACCUCACCAAUGAGCAGAGUUUCCUUAAUGUCAGAAAUUGGAUGAGUCAAUUACAGAUGCAUGCUUACUGUGAGAAUCCAGAUGUUGUUCUCUGUGGCAACAAGUGUGACCUGCAGGAGCAGAGGGCAGUCCGUGAAGAUGAGGCCCGUGAGUUGGCAGAGAAGUAUGGAAUCCCUUACUUUGAGACAAGUGCAGCUAACGGGCAGUUUGUUAGCCAGGCUGUGGAUGUCCUGCUGGACCUCAUCAUGAAGAGAAUGGAGCGCUGUGUGGACAAGUCCUGGAUCCCUGAUGGAACCGUGCGAUCCAACGGACACAGUGGUCACACAGACAUCACAGAGCCCAAGACCCAGGAGAAGGGCAAAUGUGCUUGUUAGGGUCCACAUACAGAUAGUGGUUACACCUUCAGUUCCCUUCAGUGAUGUUUUGGUAGGACUGGGCUGUAUGGCAUGUGAUGAAAGGCAUGUAACAUUUAUGAUGUGCAAAGCUGAAAGUAAUCACUAACCCCUGCCAAAUGUACAAGAGCAUUAUUAUGUUUUGUUAAUUUGAUUAUGCCAUUUGGAGUGGUGCCUCUCCAUUCACUUGUCAAUUAAGUGCCUUUUAUGUUUUCAUUUCAGAUAAUAUUAUAUGCAUUUUACAUUGUGAAACAUAAAAGUGUAAUUGUAACUACUUUCUAAGAUCCAGUAGAAUUGUGAGAAGCCACUGAAAGUUGUAUUAGUUGAGAACACUUCCCUGUGUAUUAAAGGGAACCCACCCUUAUUACAUUUAACUUUUUGACACAUGAUAUUUUUGUGACAAUGCACUUCCAUUUAGUCUUGUACAAUGUAAAAGUCCUGAGCACAUGCAAUCUGUAGUGAAUAGAGUGAUUUAUUGUAUAGGUCUGCUCUGUAGUAUCUGAGUAGCAGAGUCAUUUGGGGUCUUUCUUUUUAUCACGAUGUCGGGAUCUUGGGUCUAUCAGAAAUGUUUGAGGUUCCACGUAAAUCAAUGCUAAUUUUGUUACACAAUGUGCAUUAAAUCUGCUGUAUUCUGUCAAACACUUUUGUCAAAUAUGUUAACCUUAUCCUUUAUUCCAGAAAAUAAAUAUAUUUUAUUAUUUAUUAAA
Molecule: messenger RNA, 1658 nt
Organism: Oncorhynchus masou masou (cherry salmon)
Lineage: Eukaryota; Metazoa; Chordata; Actinopteri; Salmoniformes; Salmonidae
Product: ras-related protein Rab-27A-like
Exons: 6
Coding region: 262-933 (223 amino acids)
Biological process (GO): neurotransmitter receptor transport to postsynaptic membrane; regulation of exocytosis; protein secretion
Cellular component (GO): synaptic vesicle; endosome; dendritic spine
Molecular function (GO): GTPase activity; GTP binding
Source: RefSeq, a predicted model, not a curated record